Messenger RNA from Fomitopsis serialis, 439 nucleotides. RefSeq lists its product as uncharacterized. Bases 1 to 438 code for a protein of 145 amino acids. Gene Ontology annotation, molecular function: ATP binding; phosphoenolpyruvate carboxykinase (ATP) activity. The transcript is spliced from 2 exons. The record is from RefSeq and is a predicted model, not a curated record. Gene Ontology annotation, biological process: gluconeogenesis. Gene Ontology annotation, cellular component: cytosol. NCBI's taxonomy places the organism in Eukaryota, Fungi, Basidiomycota, Agaricomycetes, Polyporales, Fomitopsidaceae.
AUGCUCGCGGAGCGCAUGCCGAAGAACAACAUCGACUGCUGGCUAAUCAACGCGGGCUCGACGGGGGGCAAGUACGGGACGGGUCAGCGCUGCCCGCUGAAGUACACAUGCAUGGUCGUCGACGUGGUGCGCUCGGGCGAGCUCGCCAAGGAGGCGUACGGGACGUCCGGGAUGUUCGGCCUCCAGGUCCCGACCCACAUCGAGGGCGUGCCGCGCGAGCUGUUGAGCCUCCGCUUGGCGUGGACGGACGAGGCGGCAUUUGAGGGGGAGGCGAGGAACCUGGCGGCGAUGUUCCAGAAGGCGUUUGCGUUGAUCAGGACUUUCUUUCGGUACCUAGACCCUGGCUGUACCCAUCCCAAGUCGUCCAAAGUAACGCUGCUCGUGGGACGACAGGCGCCGCGGCUUUCUCUGCGACAUACCCCAAGUGCCCGAAAUUGAU